GGAUAACAAAUAACUUUAACACCGGUCACCACGUUUUUGUGACUGCUGUGAAACUAACAACUACGGAGGUGACAAUAGUUCCCAUCGUUUACGUAACAGCUAGAUCACAACCAUGAACGAGAAUCUAACCGCAGUGGAGAUUCGUCAACUGUUCAUCGAUUUCUUCAAAGAGAAGGAUCACAUUUACGUCCACUCUUCUUCAACCAUUCCACUUGAUGAUCCAACACUACUUUUCACAAAUGCGGGAAUGAAUCAGUUUAAACCCAUAUUUUUGGGUGUAGUGGAUCCGAACAGUGACAUGGCUAAGUGGGUUCGAGCGACAAACUCUCAGAAGUGUAUCCGAGCAGGUGGUAAACACAAUGACCUCGACGAUGUUGGUAAAGACGUCUACCACCACACCUUCUUCGAGAUGCUGGGAAACUGGUCGUUUGGCGAUUACUAUAAGAAAGAAAUAUGUGCCUGGGCUUGGGAACUGUUAACAGACAGACUGAAACUAGAAAAAGAUCGUCUUUAUGUGACCUACUUUGGCGGCAAUAAGGAAACCGGACUCGAACCAGACAAUGAGGCAAAAGAAAUCUGGCAAAAUCUCGGACUGGCCCCAGACAGGAUCAUCCCAGGCUCUAUGAAAGACAACUUCUGGGAGAUGGGUGAGACCGGCCCGUGUGGUCCGUGUUCAGAGAUUCACUACGACCGAAUCGGGGGACGGAACGCCAUGCACCUCGUGAACCAGGAUGAUCCUGAUGUCCUGGAAAUCUGGAACCUCGUCUUCAUUCAGUACAACAGAGAGUCGAAGACGGAGUUGAAUUUUCUGCCUAAGAAACACAUCGACUGUGGUUUGGGGUUGGAGCGCCUUGUGUCUGUGAUCCAGAGAAAGAUGUCAAAUUACGACACCGAUCUCUUCAUCCCACUGUUUGAGGCCAUUGAGAAGGCAACUGGCAUGAGGCCGUACUCGGGCAAGGUAGGAAAAGAAGAUGUUGAUGGUAUCGACAUGGCAUACAGAGUCCUGGCUGACCACGCACGUACGCUGACCAUAGCCCUGUCUGACGGAGGGAGACCGGACAAUACUGGCCGAGGAUAUGUUCUCCGGCGAAUUUUACGUCGAGCUGUGCGAUACGGGACGGAGAAGCUCAAUGGUAAACCCGGAAUGUUUGCCAACCUCGUCGAUACUGUGGUGGAUUUGUUGGGUGGAGCAUUUCCAGAAGUAAAGAAGGAUCCGGAAACUGUGAAAGCCAUAAUUAACGAAGAAGAGAGUCAGUUCUUGAAGACCUUGACCCGAGGUCACCGCCUGCUCGAACGCACCAUUACCAAGCUGAAUGAGUCCACAGUUUUACCAGGUGAUAUAGCCUGGAGGUUGUACGAUACAUAUGGAUUUCCGGUAGAUCUCACGUUGCUCAUGUCAGAAGAAAAAGGACUUUCUGUUGAUAUGGAAGCCUUUGAAAAGGCCAAACAACAUUCUCUGCUGAUGUCUCAAGGAGGAGGAAGUGCCACCGCUGACGAGAUUAAUCUUGAUGUUCAUGCAAUCAACGAACUGCAGAAUAAAAACUUGGCACCCACCGAUGACUCUCCAAAAUACAAAUACACUGCCGACAUCCACGGAAAUUACGAGUUUGAACCAUGUACCGGUACCGUGUUGGCAUUGAGACACAGUAAGCGGUUUGUACAGGAAGUGACGUCCGGUCAGGAGUGCGGAGUUCUUCUAGACAGGACGUGUUUCUACGCGGAGCAGGGCGGACAGAUCUACGACCAGGGAUUCCUUGUGAAACAAGACGACCAGGAUGUUGAGUUUACGGUUAAAAACGUACAGGUCAGAGGUGGAUAUAUUCUUCAUAUCGGUGUUAUCGAGGGCGUCCUUAAAGUUGGAGAUACAGUUAAACUCGUAUUGGAUGAGUCGCGGCGGUGUUCAGUGAUGAAGAACCACACAGGAACUCACAUGCUCAACUUCGGGCUGCGCGAGGUCUUGAAGGAGGCUGAUCAGAAAGGUUCAUUGGUCGCUCCAGACAGACUCCGAUUCGAUUUUACAGCCAAGGGUGCCUUGUCUGUGAAGGAAGUGAAGUUUGUCGAAAACAUUGUUCUAAAGAUGGCUGAGAAGAAUGAAGAAGUGUUUGCUAAAGAAACCGCACUCACCGACGCUAAGGCUGUGCAGGGUCUGAGAGCAGUGUUUGAUGAGGUGUACCCUGACCCUGUGAGAGUUGUAUCGAUUGGGGUUCCGGUCGAGAAACUUGUCACCGACCCCAUGGGAGCUGGAGGAGAUUCCACUUCUGUAGAAUUCUGUGGAGGAACACAUCUGCUGCGUGCCGGCCAUGUGGGUGACUUCGUUAUCGUCUCAGAGGAAGCCAUCUCCAAGGGCAUCCGGAGAAUCAUUGCGCUCACUGGACCUGAAGGUGCUAAGGCGGUACAUCGAGCAGACGUUCUAGAGAGAGAGGUCAAGGAGCUGAAGGAGAAAGUGAAGACAAACCCGAGCACCAAGGAGCUGUCCGAGCGAGAACUCACCAAGCUUAUUGUCCAGAUGGACGACGAAGUUGCUCAGUCUAGUAUUGCCUACUGGAAGCGCGACAGUCUGAGGUCAGAGUUGAAAGGUCUUAAGAAGGUCAUGGAUGACUUGGACAAAUCGAGGAAGGCUUCCGUCUUAAAUGAGGUGGUCGAGGAAGCCAAGAAGAUGAUUCAGGAAAACCCCAACACCAAAUUUGUUGUGCAUGAAUUUAAGGCUGGUUCCAACGCAAAGGCUCUCGAUGCAGCUAUGAAACAAUACAAAACUCUUAGUCCGGAAACAGCAGCCAUUUUCUUUUCCACUGAUCCUGAUGCUGGUAAAAUCCUGUGUAUGAGCUGUGUUCCAAAGGGGAAAGCUACAAAUGGUCUUUCUGCAAAGGACUGGGUCGACCAGGUUGUGCCAAUAAUUAAUGGAAAGGGAGGCGGACGAGAGCUGUCGGCUCAGGCAACCGGUUCAAAUGUGAUGGGACUGGACGAAGCCAUCAAACUAGCAACAAACUUUGCACAGCUCAAACUCUCAUGAUAAGGGUCUCGACUAGAACAAACAAUGGGAGAAUUCCAGCAAUACCAGGCCUCUGAAAAUUGAACUAAUGAUAGUAUUAUUUACGCAAAUCUAGUUUUUCCUAUUUCUCAUUCACAUAUUAAAAUUUGGACACAAUUUACAUUGUGGUUUUAGCAACCUAGGUUACUUACAUUUUUAAUUAUCAGAGGCCUGAAUAAACAAUCUUGACGCUCACGUUUCCAAUAAUUAGAUUUGGCUGUGAAAAAAUUAAUAAACAUGGUUAGCAGUGACUAUGUGGAUUUAAUAGUUUUUUUGGUCCAAGAGAAAUAUUUACAAAACUGCCUUGUUUCACAAAAGAAUUUUAGAUCUUGGCACUAGUAUGGUUAAAAAUAUCUACCAUCACACCGUAACAUUUUGUUACUAUUGCUAGCCAGGGGCCUAAUUCACAAAGGUCUCUCAGGCUCUGCUAGACAACAAAGCAUCCUCUUUGUAAGUCUUUUAGCAUUGCACUGUGAGAUCGCAAAGUUGCGAGAGUUUAGUGAAUUAGGCCCGUUCUAUGAUUACCAUCGUCAUAGUAAAAUGUGAAAAUUUAAAAUUGGUUCGAGGCACCAACAUAAAUGGCAAAUGAUGAUUUUCUAAGGAUACAAACUCAUUUGUGUAAAAAUGUAUCUGAUCUACACAUACCUUUUAUAAAACUCUGUGUUCAAACAGUUUAGACCAUACAACCUUCACACAAAAAUAUGGGAUAUACUGACGAAUGAAUCAGAAUUGUUCCAAAUAGUAAUCAGCAGUUUAUUAAAUUUCUUUGAUUUAAUUGUUAGAGGGGCACUUGCAACACCAGUAAUGUUGCUUUGUGAACGGUUGUAAUGCUUACAUGCGCAAGCCGUAAAACUGGCCAUACGUUAGUACAGCUGACCUUAGCGAGGAUUCUUUCAUGAAAUGGGGCCAGAUCUUGAAGUGUAAAUGACAGCAAGUUGUUUCAUACUUGUCCUAACCUUCGAUUCCUUUCAUUGUUCAGCGUCUUCUGUAACCAGUGACUGGGUUACAUUCAGAUAACUUUGUACAUUGUGCUUGUCGUCGGGUUACAUUCAUAUAUUUAUUUGUACGCUGUGCUUACCGACUGGUUUCAUUCAGAUAAUUGCUUGUACUUCAUCUACUAAAGAUCACUGCACUGUUGCAGUUUGUUGAAAUAACUUAUGAAUACACAUGGCUGGAACUAUUAGGCAUAUUCAUUCUGCAGGGGUUUUAAGAUUUCUUGUUAUUUCUCUUAAUUAUUAAAACUAUUUUCGUCUCAAUUAUGAAUAAAAUUUUGUAUCUGG
This is a messenger RNA of Gigantopelta aegis, 4308 nucleotides long. Its product is annotated as alanine--tRNA ligase, cytoplasmic-like. NCBI's taxonomy places the organism in Eukaryota, Metazoa, Mollusca, Gastropoda, Neomphalida, Peltospiridae. Gene Ontology annotation, molecular function: amino acid binding; translation initiation factor activity; GTPase activity. Gene Ontology annotation, biological process: translational initiation; alanyl-tRNA aminoacylation; tRNA modification. The transcript is spliced from 23 exons. Gene Ontology annotation, cellular component: cytoplasm; mitochondrion. Bases 113 to 3010 code for a protein of 965 amino acids. The record is from RefSeq and is a predicted model, not a curated record.